AUGGGAUGCGAAGUUCCCAUCUUCGGCGCCGGAGCCAAGUAUUGCGAGCGAUGUACCAUCACCCUGUCCUUGAGUCUCGAUGCGACCCGAACCACCAUGCGAUCGCGGAAGAACAUCGCUCAAGCAGUUGACAUCGUGGAAGUCCUGUCAUCCGACGAAGAACGGGAACAGCUACGACUCCAGCAAAUCGAAAACGCCGAGGAGAUCAGCGACGACGAUAUGGACGCGUCUUCGGACGAAGAGUUGUCGGACGAUCUUCGCACGGACGACCUCCGUGUCCUAGCUACCGAUGGCGAUGGAGUAUUUCGCGCGCAAGUUGACAACCGUAACAUUCUCCGAUCAAGGACGUUUGCACGGUAUCGCUUCCGAAUCAACGAUUUUCCCAUUUCCACUCCAUUGGUACCCGCGAGUGCUGUACCUGCAGGUGCAUCAUCGACCUCCGUCCCGGAAUCGACCACCAUCAUCACAAACCAUACGUCCCAUGGCAGGGGCAAGAAGCGUCCAAUCGUUACAUCGACCACGCCAACCAAGAAGAAGGCAUCGUCCAAGAAGCCUGCAUCAGCGUACCAAGGUGCGAUCGACCCUGCCUUGUUGCAUUACAUUCAAAACCCCGAGGACUAUGCUGCAAGCGAAUACGAGAGCAGCGCUAACGACGCUGACGACAAUGACGCCGACAACUUGAUCGACCUCGCACACAGCGACGGCAGUGCCACCGAGGACGAGGAGUACGGAGCCAGAAACAGACGGCGGCGGCAGCACCCUGCGGUCCCCGACGAGCCGUGCUUCAUCUGCGAGAGCCGCAGCGCGCCCAACGGCGGCAGGUCCAUGCGCGUGCAAUGCCCCGACUGCGAAGGUAUCUACCAUCGCUCUUGUGCCGACGCCCACGACGGCAACCAAACGGGGUGUCUCCAGUGUGCAGACGACGACCUGAUCGACGACAGCGAGCUCACCGAGGCCGAUUUGGCCACGACAUCGCAUGUAUUUGGCGCGUUUCACGUCAAGGACGAGCCGGACCCGACAUCCUCUGCGGACAGUUUACCCCCCGCGAGCCACCUGUCGCCGUCCCGACUCGACGACGACGACGCCGACGACGACAUGGUGGACAGCGGAACGCUGCCGGACGUUGUACCCGACGCGUCCCACGUCAAGCAGACGAUUCUGGACGGAUGGAAGAAGUUCCUGGACAUUCACACGGCGGCGUUCGACGCGGAUUUCGUCGCGGCCACCCGCGCCAUCGAAGCCGCCAACGGGUUCCAAACCACCCUCGAGUCUGAUUUGCACAAGUUGUUUCAGCAUUACACGACCGAGCAAGCCAAAGCCGAAGAGCUCGAGCGCACGCAGGCGGCGGCGGCUGCCUCUUCAAUCGGCGCGGCGUCGUCCUCUCCGUGUAAAAGUGCGGUGCACGAUGAGGCCAGUCCACCCGACACGUCGAUCGAAGCCAACGGCCACGAAAUCCAUCACGAUGACACGGCGGCGGCGGCGACUUGUCCAGAGGAAGCGACCAUUGAUCUUACAAGCGACAAUGACGACGAAGAUGAAGUUGUCGAGGUGUGUGGAACGCUUCCGUCGGCAAGUCCGGCCGUGGCUAUCAACGCCACCAGUGUUAAGCCCCAUAGUGUCAGUCCAACCAACACAGUCGGUCGGCCUCCCGACGCGGACGCCAAUGUCGCCUUCGUACGUAACCAGCCCCCCCCCGACAUAUCGGAUCUACCUCCGAAGAAAGCCAAGCGACGGAUUCCGCUUGUGAGUGUUGUCCCAUCCCGUCCUCUGCAACCCAAAGCCCGGCCGCAAGACCCCCGUCGACCGCUCUCGACGGUCGUUGCUGCGUCGGCAUCUCCACCACUCCCUUGACGACCACGACCACGACGUUAUGAGUAGUCUAAUACAGUCACCCUUUGCUUUGAUUGGGUGGUCUACAUAUUAGCACAGUUAUUGCACUGUGAACAUGACCAAGGUUAAGCCAA
Messenger RNA from Aphanomyces astaci, 1964 nucleotides. RefSeq lists its product as hypothetical. The transcript has a single exon. NCBI's taxonomy places the organism in Eukaryota, Oomycota, Saprolegniomycetes, Saprolegniales, Verrucalvaceae. The record is from RefSeq and is a predicted model, not a curated record. Bases 1 to 1851 code for a protein of 616 amino acids.